Patella vulgata (common limpet) is the source of this 6621-nucleotide messenger RNA. RefSeq names its product lysine-specific demethylase 4A. Lineage: Eukaryota; Metazoa; Mollusca; Gastropoda; Patellidae. The record is from RefSeq and is a predicted model, not a curated record. Gene Ontology annotation, cellular component: nucleus. Gene Ontology annotation, biological process: chromatin remodeling. Gene Ontology annotation, molecular function: histone H3K36 demethylase activity; histone H3K9 demethylase activity. Bases 139 to 5019 code for a protein of 1626 amino acids. The transcript is spliced from 18 exons.
ACUUUCUACAAUCAAGGUCACGAGAAUUGUGAGAAGGCAAUCAAACAUGGUGUUUGCACGUAUGAACAAUUUUAUCUUCAACUGUUUGAUUUGUGUAGAAUUUACCUGUUUAAAAGAUUUGAUUUGACCAAUGGCAAAAUGGAGUCAAAUGGAAAUAGCAGCUCAUCAGGGGGGUCUUCGGGUAGUGGCCCAAAAAUUAUGGUCUUCCGUCCUACAAUGGAAGAAUUCAAAGAUUUUCCAAAGUACAUCAAUUACAUAGAGUCGCAAGGAGCUCAUAAAGCAGGCUUAGCAAAGGUUAUUCCACCUCCAGAAUGGAAACCAAGGAGAAAGGGUUAUGAUGAUAUUGAUAUUACGAUACCUGCACCAAUAAGUCAAAUGGUUAAUGGAUGUCAAGGCUUGUAUACACAAUAUAAUAUACAAAAGAAACCAUUGACUGUCGAAGAGUUUAAAAAGCUAGCCAACAGUGAUAAACACAGAACACCAAAACAUUUUGAUUACGAGGAAUUGGAGAGAAAGUAUUGGAAGAAUAUAACAUUUGGUGCUCCAAUCUACGGUGCAGACAUAUCUGGAUCAAUAUAUGAUGAAGAUCAGAAUAUCUGGAAUAUCAACCGACUAGGAACUAUAUUAGAUUAUGUAGCAGGAGAUUAUGGUAUUCAUAUCGAAGGGGUUAACACAGCCUAUUUGUAUUUUGGUAUGUGGAAAACAACUUUUGCGUGGCAUACAGAAGAUAUGGAUUUAUACAGUAUUAAUUACCUCCAUUUUGGUGCUCCGAAAUCUUGGUAUGCUGUUCCACCGGAACAUGGUAAACGUUUGGAACGUCUAGCUCAAGGUUUUUUCCCAGGAAGUUUUCAAGCUUGUCCUGCAUUUUUACGUCAUAAAAUGACCCUGAUAUCUCCUCAUAUUUUACGUCAAUAUUCUAUACCCUUUAAUAAGAUUACCCAAGAAGCUGGUGAAUUUAUGAUAACAUUUCCCUAUGGUUAUCAUUCCGGUUAUAAUCAUGGUUUUAAUUGUGCUGAAUCAACGAACUUUGCUACAGAACGCUGGAUAGAAUAUGGUAAAAGAUGUCUACAGUGUGUUUGUAGAAAAGAUGGUGUUAAGAUUAGUAUGGAUUGUUUUAUUAAGAGAUUUCAACCAGAUCGUUAUCCAUUAUGGAAGGCAGGAGAAGAUAUUGGUCCUCAUCCUGAAGAUAAAUACAAGAGAAACAUUAGAUCAGGAGAACCUGACAAUGCAUCUGGAACUGUUUCUAAAAGACAUCCUGUAUCUAAAACUUUUGAGGAUGGUUCUGUCAAGAAACGGGGUCGAAAGCCUAAAGGUAUUGAUAUCAAGGUAGAAGAGGGUGUGGCUACUGAAGUAGAAAUUGGUACAGAGACAGAAGAGGGAACAAAUGCUAAAAAGAAGAAAGUCAAAGAUGAAAUAAAAAAUGAAGAUAAUGAUGGGGAAGUUAAAGAAAACAUAAAGAAGAAUUCGCUUUCCAAAAGAAAGAUUGAUAAAUAUGAUAAAAUUCCACAAAAGAGUAGCAAAGCUUCAAAUUCAUCUUCCUUCCAGGAUGCAUUUGCCAAACAAUUUGGUAUUGAUUUAAACAAAGUCAAGUCACCAGAUAAAUGCCAGAUGAACAGUCCUAAAGUUGAAUCCUCUGACACUGAAAAUAACCCAGAUGCAGGAGCUAAAGCAGAAAUUGACCCUGCUCUUCCACAAGACAUGCUUUCUGUCCAAACAAAUAUAGAACCACCAAUAAAGAAAGUGAAGAAAGCUGUUGUAAAGAAAGUGGCACUUAAAGGUCAUCAAGGUCCAGCUGCUAUCCCUCUGGAUACCAUACGAUUUGUGAAUUCUCUACAGGCACAACAGCAGAGAAUUGGGCAUCCAGUAGUGGUUCAACCAAAUGUACAGGACAAUACUAGUCAAAUGUUGUCACCUAGACAUGAACCUAUCUUGGCAACAUCAAUGAGUUCACCACUUAGUUUAGAUCAAACAAUUGCUGCUGCUCAGGCCAAAUUGUUCUCUUCCCCGGGUGCAACAAGUUGUAAAACAUCUCCAAGGAGUUAUCAGGAAGUGUCACCAAGAAUGUUACAAUCCAAGGUUUAUAGCCUGAUGUCUAGUAAAACUCCGCUUAUGUACGAUAAUUCUCAAGGCACAGCCCUCAAUUUAGUGAAACCCAAAACUAAUAACGAAAACUUUAUGAAGCUUUACAAAGAUCAUAAUUCAGAAAAUGGCAGUACACAGUUACGAACUGUAACCGCGACCCAAGGCAGCAGCAUGUCAACAUGUAUGUAUACACAAAAUAGUCAUAUUCCAAAUAAACCCAUAGACGAAACCAGAUAUAUUGAACCGUCAUCCAGACAAACACAUCCUGCUUCUGGUACAACCGCAUCUAAUGUAGCUGGUAUGAAUCCACAAAUACAAGUAACUGCUCAAGCACUUCAUAUUCAGAAACAGAUUAGACAAGUUCUGGCGCAGGGUUAUUAUGAGGUCAGUGGUAAAAGAGUUCCUCUUACAGUUGAACAGCAACAACAGUUACGUCAAGCACUGGCAGCCCAGAUGGCUCAUAUCCACAGAGCUGCUCGCAUCACUGCUUUACAGAAAAGCACAGAAAGCCAUGGUUCAGUUGUAGCUCCAUCAUCGUCAAUAUCAACCAUACAAAAUAGGUCACCUCCAAUGGCGCAUUCUCAGUCUUAUGUUUCAUCUCAUGUGGAUCAAUCUGCUCGACAAAUAAAAUCACAAAAUCAUCAUUCAUACGCGUCACAAGUACCGUCCAAACAGCCGUCAUCUAAUAAUAAUACACCACGCUUUAUAUUACAAGGUGUGUCUCAAUUACAACCAUCUUCCUCUAGCUACAUCAAGAUGGAUGACGUGCCUGCUUCAUCAUCAUAUUGUGUGAACAUGGACAAAGUUUUGCCAAUGACAACUAAUUAUAUGAAAAUGGACGUAACGUCGCAACCGAAAACUAGUCAUUCGAUGACGGUGAAAUCCAAGGGAAAAACUCAGCCAGUGACUGUUCAAAUUCCUCAGGAUUAUAGUGUAUCAUUAAAUAGUGCUAAUAAUAAUUAUAAUAUCCCACGAACUACAAUUACAGGUUCGUCAGGCUUACCGUUAAAACAUAGACCAAUGAAAAAAUCUCCUAGGAGUGAUUUUCAACUUUCGUUAUCACCAACACAGACCAUAACUUCAAAUUAUCAAUCAAUGCAGUUAAUCCCACAACCUAUAGUUCCGAGUUCGCAAGUUUCCCCACCUCAUUUACGGAAACAGGACUUAUCUCCAGGUGCUUUACACAAUUAUGCUUUGCCACCAGAUAUAACUGCAAGUGUUAAUCCUAAUCUAGUAUUAGCUAGUGCAGCUAUCCCUAGUCACUCCUCGCACAGUGGUUUUAAUAGUACAUGUAGUGUUAGUAGUGAGAGUUUAUCAGCUCAAGCAGCAGUAGCAUCAGGCAGCAGUAGUAUGUCAGCGACUGAUCCAAACCUGAUGGUCCCAUCUCUAUACUCAGGUAACAAGGAUGGUACAACUACGGAUGGCCCACCAGAUAUUACUGGUAAACAAACGGAUAUCACUAAAACAAAGAAAAAGAAAACUGUAAAUAAGAGUGGAAAUACAUCUUUAAAAUCUGAAUCUAAGUCCCCCAUCUUAACUUGUGAGAAACCAAGGAAAAAACAGAAAAAUAACAGUACUGAUGAUGAGAAUUCCACAGAAACUACUAAACCAUCUAAAAUCAAGAAAGCUGUAUUAACAGUAAAUGUGAACUUAUUAGAUGACUGGGCUCAUCCAUUUCAUCGAUUAUGGCAAGAACAGCUAUUAGAUUUUGAAGCUGAAGAAAUCUUUAAUACCAUUAUGUCCAGGAGAGCUCCCUUCUGUUCAGUAUGCUCUGUCUUUAAACCAUUUGACCAUGAGAGAUUUACUUUAAAUAUAUCCAAAGAAUCUAUGACCGAAGCCUUAUCUAAUCCUGUACCAGAUAAAACACUACCAAUGAUACCGGAAGUUGUAUUUGCUAGUAGUGCUGAAAGCGAGAGUAUAUUUGGUGGUCAUCCAUCUAUGGAUUCUGAUGGUCUCAGUCCGUUACUUGUAUGUGAAGAUUGUCAAGUUUGUGUACAUGCAAGUUGUUAUGGUGUCACAGAUGCUAAAACAGAUAUCUCAUGGAGAUGUGACAGAUGUCAAUCAAAUAGUAUUGAUGCUGAAUGUGUCCUGUGUUAUUUACGCGGUGGUGCAUUAAAACAAACUACAGAUGACAAAUGGUGUCAUCUUGUCUGUGCACUAUCUAUUAAUGAUGUCAAGAUAAGAAAUGUUAUGGAGCGUCAACCUAUUGUGAUAGAUCAUAUUCCUACAGCUAGAUAUAAACUGAAAUGUAUGUAUUGUCUACCAAUGACUAAGAAUUGGGGUAAACAUACACCAUGUAUGCAGUGUUCACAUGGUAAAUGUACAUCAGCUUUCCAUGUAACGUGUGCGUAUGCUGCUGGUAUGGUGUUUGAAACCAGUGAUUGGCCUCAUCCAGUUUAUAUUACAUGUUCUAAACACACAUCUAAACAGAUCAAACCGAAGAAAACUGACAGAUUAAAUAAUGGUGAUUGGGUAUUUGCGAAAUAUAAAAAUGGCCGUUAUUACAGAGCAGAAGUGGUGGAUGUAGAACGUCAUAUGUAUUAUGAAGUAGAUUUUACCGAUGGUUCCUUCAGUGAUAAUUUAUUCCCAGAAGAUAUAGCGAACUAUAAUUGUGAAGAACAUGGUCCACCACCAUUAGGAGCUAGUGUACAGGUUAAAUGGACAGAUGGAGAUACAUAUGAUGCUAUAUUCAGAGGAUUAAAUUGUCAAGAUCUAUACACAAUUGAAUUUGAGGAUUCAAGUCAAGUGAUAGUAAAACGUGGUGAUCUGUGGACAGAAGAUGAAGAUAUUCCUAAAACAAUCCGAGCUAAAAUGUCAACAGCCACUGAAAGAAAGUUUAAUAUGUUUUAUUCUGAUGUAGUACCUGGCGGUCGACGACCAAAACCUAAAGUAUCAUAUAGAGACAUGCUCGAUGCCAUGAAAGCUAAUAAAUAUUGAAGCACAUCAGUGGAACUUAUCUUAGAAAACAAUAUGAUGGGACCCGUAUUUAUUUAUUAUUAAUCGAAAUCUUCACAUUAAAAAACCCCAUUGAAACAGUGACUAAAGUUAUGUGGAAAUGGGUUAGUGAAUGGACUGCAAUUUAUUAACCAUUUCCUGAACAAUAUUGCUGGAUGGAAAUUCAAAGUGAUAGACACUGUAGAAAAAACACAUAAACUAAACUUUUAAUAUGAAAGUGAACACUGCCAUGUAUAGUUUUUGUGAGUUUAGAAAUGGUGGUUUACUUAGAUCUUGCUUGAAAAAUGCUGAACAAAGACAACAAGAAUAACUCAAGCAUAUAUCAGUACUGUUUUUUUGAUCCCGGGAGGUAUUACAGUCAGUUUGAUUUGUAAAUAAUGAAAUGGUUUAUAACGGAACACUUUUUAACAUUGAACAAUUGGUUCAGUAAAAGAGAAAAUUUCUAAUGGAAUUCUCAGCUGUUGUUAAAACUUUAACAUAAUUUUUUGUUCUAUAUUUAAAACUUGUAUGAAUUAAAAUUGUUAUAUUGUUGUUAAUUACAUCAGAAUUGUUGAAUUAAUUUAAACAUUUUUUUGAAAUAAGAAAAGGAUAAUACUAAUUUGAGUAAGUUUUCAUUCUUGGAGGGAUAUUUUAUUUUUUUUAAAAGGCAAUUUAGAUUAUCUACAUGUAUUACUUCAUAAUCUGUAAAUUAUAAAUUUAUCCUCAACUAUAGCACGUUUUUAGAGAAUUUCUUUGAUAAAUUAAAGAGACAUUCUCACUUUCAACCAGAACAUAUAUGUAAAUAACUUCACAUCGAGUAAUAUCAUUCUCAAAAUAUCCUGAUUAUAAAAAAUCCAAGCAGUGGCCAACUUAGAACAAAGCAUUGUACUGUUUAAAAUCAAAAUGUGUAGAAUUCAUAAUAUCAAUCCUUUUAAUGUCUAUGCAUGUAUCUCGGCAGCCAAUCAGCAGAUUUAUUUCAUGUCAAAUUUAAAAUAAUCAAAAACAUUGUUCCCCCAUAGUGAGGGUGUCUCUUUAAUUAAGUAAAAGAUUUUAAACAGAAAACUGUUGACAGUGAGACAUUUAUGUCCGGGUGACAUAUUUCAUACAUCUUAUGGUGUACCAUAGAAAACAUUUAUUUUAUUACAACCCUCUCCUUAUUUCCAUUUUCUAAAACAUGUUCUCAUUAAAAAAACCAAAACAUUCCAAGUUAAUUAAGGGUCAGUUAGUUUGGUCAUUUGACUGUUAAGUUUAUGAAUGGAUUGAAUUAAUCAUAUUUCAUUAAUCAUAAUUUGUACAUCAAUCUGCACCUUUUAUUUAGUUAUAUUAUCUAAACCAUGUAGUUCAAUAUUAAACGUGGGUCAGAAGAAGUUGGAAUAACAAAAUGGAUUAAUUUGAUUUUUCACACAAUUGAUUAACCUAAAUUUAUUAAUGAAUACCAGCUAUUUCUGUCCCAACUUUUAUUAACAGAUAUUUGUGAACAUGCUACCUAUUUUAUACUGUUUUUUUAUAAUAGAUGUUUUCUCUAGUAGAUAAGGUUCAGAAUGUAGUUAUAAAAUAAUGUAUUGUAAUAAGUUAUUGAACAAAUAUAUUGUAUUUAUUCCUUUA